Caenorhabditis angaria is the source of this 8310-nucleotide messenger RNA. Lineage: Eukaryota; Metazoa; Nematoda; Chromadorea; Rhabditida; Rhabditidae. The record is from the annotation of a GenBank genome assembly.
AUGCACGAUGUUUUGGAAUUGGAAUCGUAUGAUUCAAAAAUUCUUGUUUUUUAUGUGAAUGGAAAACGUGUUGAGGAAAAAGAUGUGGAUCCAAAAAUGACACUUGCGACUUAUUUGAGAGACAAAUGUAAGUUUUUUAACAUCGAAUCUUUUUGAAAAAAAAAGUUUUUGUAAGUUAUUCCGGAAAGGUUCCAACUUAUGCAGAAAAUUUUACAAAUAAUUUUUCAAAAAAAAACACAAGUUACAAACCCAUUCGGAAAUUUUCCCACAAAGGCCUGAGUUUUCAAAAAAACCACGUGACCUUUGAAACCACAUUUUAUUAUCAAAAAAUAACAAUCAGGUUUUUAUAAAAAAAAUAAUUUUUGAGAAUCACGUCAUACUUGUUAUUGACAUAAUUAUUUCUUGAUUUUUCUUUUUAAUAAUUGGUCGAAAAUCAUAUAGUGUGAGUCUAAAUUCGAAAAACCCCGAACUCAAUCGAUCUGCUUGCAAAAAACUUCAUAAUUUUAGUAAAACUAACUGGCACAAAAAUCGGCUGCAAUGAGGGUGGCUGUGGUGCGUGCACAGUUAUGAUUUCACAAAUCGCUGUCGAAACUGGCAAAAUUCAACAUUUCUCUGCCAACGCGUGUCUUAUGCCAAUUUGCGGAGUUUAUGGAAAAGCUGUGACUACUGUGGAAGGAAUUGGAAGUGUUGCAAAAGGACGACUUCAUCCAAUUCAAGAGAGAUUAGCUAAGUUCGUGAAUGUUUUUGAACUAUGAACAUGGUUUGGUUUGGAGAAACAUUGAUUCUUAGAUUUUUUAUCUCAAUCAGAAACAUUAUCACUUCUUCGGGCUGGCAAAAAAAUUGCCGCUCACGAAGAAAACAAUUUUGCUGAUAAAAAGCUUAAAAAUUUUGCAGCGAUCAGCGAAAAAAUAUUUUCUGAUAAAACUAGAAAAGAUGGAAAGAAUAGAGUUUGUUUAUUAACUGAAUUAAUUCUAAGAGUCUCAAAAUUCCGUGGAAUUCAGUUUGUGAAUUGCGUGUUGCAAUUAAGCUUAAAACGGGCUCAAACAACAAAAAAUUCAAAAAUUUUCCGACAAAAAAAAUAAGAAAAAAAAUUUCUGCAUUUGUUCGUCACCGUGUUUGCACAUAAAUACAGUAGCCGCCGAGCAAAAAUAUUUUUCUCAUGAAAAAAUGUUCGCACAGAUUUUUCGAAAAAUUAUACUCAAAAACUUCAGUUUUUCAGCGCUCACGGUUCACAAUGUGGAUUUUGUACACCUGGAUUCGUAAUGGCAAUGUAUUCCUUGCUCCGGAAUACCCCAAAUCCAACAAUCAAACAAAUCAACGAAUCACUCCAAGGAAAUCUUUGCAGAUGUACUGGAUAUCGACCUAUUUUAGAAGCAUUUUAUAGUUUUGCAAUUGAUCAAGAAUCAGGAAUGGUAAAUGCAACACCGGAAAUUAAUGGAAAUGCAGAAGAAGGAGCUUGUGGAAUGGGUGAAAAUUGUUGUAAAAAUGAGGGAAAUAGAAAACAGAAAUUGAAAUUAUCGGAUCUUUCGAGUUGUGCGGAUUAUACAAAAGAACUUCAAGCACAAGAAUUGAUAUUUCCGGCUGAGUUGAAAUUGCAUAAUUUUGAAAAACAAUCAUUCGCUUAUGAACAUUGUCAUACAAAAUGGUAUCAACCAACAAAAUAUGAAGAUUUGCUAACUCUCAAAAGAGUUUUGCCACAUGCAAGACUUAUUUCUGGAAAUUCGGAACUUGCUAUCGAAUUGAAAUUCAGAUUUAUCGAUCUUCCAGCAGUUAUAAAUCCUCGUCAAAUUGCGGAACUUCACGAAAAACGAAUUUUAGAAAAUGUUGGAGUUUACAUGGGAACUGGAAUGAGUUUAAGUGAUAUCGAUCGAUAUAUGUUAGAAGUUAUUGAAAAUCAAGGAAAAGAAAAAUGUGGAAUAUUUGAAAAAGUGCACGAAAUGUUACAUUGGUUUGCUGGAAUUCAUGUUAGAAAUGUUGCAAGUAUUGCAGGAAAUAUUGCAACAGCUUCACCGAUUUCGGAUUUGAAUCCAAUUUGGAUGGCUGCCAAUGCUAAGGUUAGUUCUGGCAGAAAUAACACACCAAGGUCGUGGAUUCCAAAAAGCCUAGAAAGUUGUAACCAAAAUUCCAAAAUAAAUAGCCGGAAAUUGUACGUUUCAAAAAUAUCUAAUGGUUAAGUGCUGUAUGAUUACAAAAACUUCGAAAAUUCCCAAACUUAAAAUUUAUUUGCAGAUUGUCCUUGAUUCUGAUGCUCGUGGUGAACAAAUUCUUCCAAUCGAUCAAAACUUCUUCCUCGGCUACCGUAAAACAGUCAUCGAAGCCGAUCAAAUUCUCAAAGCAAUAAUUGUUCCAUUCACAAAACCCAAUUCAUAUUUCGAAGCAUAUAAACAAGCACAAAGAAGAGAAGAUGAUAUUGCAAUUGUGACUGGAGCAUUUUAUUUGGAGUUAGACAAGGAAAAUAUUGUGGAUGUUUGUCGAAUUUCAUAUGGUGGAAUGGCACCAGUCACCAAAUUGGCAUUAAAAACUAUGGAACAAUUGAAAGGAAAGAAAUGGGAUAAACGUAUUCUUGAAGUCGCUUUAAAUUCGCUGAAUGAUGAGAUGAAACUUCCAUCAAAUGUUCCCGGUGGAAUGGCUCAAUAUAGACUAACUCUUGCCAAAUCAUUCUUCUAUAAAUUCUUCCUAAAAGUAUCAAAUGAUCUUGGAAUUGUUGGAAUCGAUUCUCAUCAAACUCGAAUUGGAUUAGAUAUUCCAGAAGGACUUAUUGCUACACAAGUUUAUCAGGAAGUGAAAGAAGGGCAAAAAAUAGAAGAUCCUGUUGGAAGACCAAUUAAACAUGUUAGUGGAGAUAGACAUACAACUGGUGAAGCACUUUAUUUAGAUGAUAUUCAAGUACCAGGUAGUAUUACUAUUGAAAAAGAAAUUUAGAUAUAUAAUUAAAAAUAUUUCAGAUUGCCUUCAUCUUGCUUAUGUUAUGUCUCCCAUUUCUUGUGGUACUUUAAAUAGUAUUGAUUAUUCAAAAGCUCUUGAAAUUGAUGGUGUAAUUGGAUAUAUUGAUGCAAAUGACGUGGCAAAAGGUGUUAAACUUGGACAUCAUAGUGAUACUCCGAUUUUUGUUGCUGACAAAAUAACAUAUCAUGGACAACCAAUUGCUGCAAUUUAUGCAACAGAUCAUGAAAUUGCGAGAAAAGCUGCUAGUUUGGUGAAAUUGGAUAUAUCAAGAGAAACACCGAUUGUGACAAUUGAAGAUGCUUUGAAGGCUGACACUUUUGUUGCACCGCAUUUUAAAAUACAUUCGAGUUUGUUGGAAAAUGAAAAUGGAAAUGGGGAGAGGAAAAUUGUGGAUUGGAAGAUAUAUAAUAGAAUUACGGAAGGAUCGAUUGAAAUGGGAGGACAGGAACAUUUCUAUUUGGAAACACAACAAUGUUUGGUUUAUCCGAAUGAAAAUGAUGAAUUAGAAGUUAUUAUUUCAAAUCAGGGAAUUAAUGAUGUCCAUGUGAGUUUUUUGUUUGGGAAUGGGAAUAAAAAUUUUAUAUGCAAAAUGUUAAAGAUUCCAAGACCCAUACAUAAAAUGGGUCCCCAGAAUCGGGGUGAGGGGCUUAACUUUUUUCAAAAAUCUGAAAGGAAGGGUCCCUAACUUGGCCAAUUUUCUGCUGAUAAUUACCAAAAUUCCCAGAUUUGUCCAAAAUUCGCUCAAAAAUGUGAGGAAGGUGUUUAACUUUGGAAAAUUUUCAAGAAGGGACCCUAACUUUGAAAACUGACUCGGGGUGCCUAUUUUAUGUAUGCCAAGACCACCUAAAUUUUUAAUUCCAGAUUGAACUCGCAAAAUGUCUGUCAAUUCCACAACACAAAAUCGUAGUAAAAGUCAAAAGAAUUGGUGGUGGAUUUGGUGGAAAAGAAAGUACUGGUGCAAUUCUCGCUGUUCCAGCUGCAAUUGUUGCACGAAAAACUGGAAAACCGGCAAAAAUCAAAUUGGAGCGAUUUGAUGAUAUGGCAAUAACUGGAACAAGACAUCCAUUUAGAUUAGAUUAUAAAGUUGCGAUUGAUGAAAAUGGAAAAUUUUUGGAUAUGGAAUUUACGUGUAAUGCAAAUUGUGGUCAUACGGUGGAUUUAUCGAUGGGAGUUAUGCGUGAGUGAUUUUGGGAACUAAAACAUUAAAGCAACACCCUCGUAUAAUAGGCACUUUCUUGAAAAAAUCCUCUAUUUGUUAAUUAUUAACCGAAAAUUCGAAAAUUAUUUAGUAAAAAUCAUUUUAUGAAAUCCUUUCCAUAUUUUUCAGAACGUGCAAUGGUUCAUGCUGAUAACGUCUAUAAAUUUGGAAAUGCAGAUAUUUAUGGUAGAAUGUGCCGCACAAAUCUUUCCUCAAACACGGCAUUCCGUGGAUUUGGAGGACCUCAAGGAAUGUUUGGAACUGAAACAAUGGUCAAACAUAUUGCUGAACAAUUCGAUUUAGAUAUCGAUCAUUUGAGAGAAAUCAAUUUUUAUGAUGAAGGAGAAUGCACACCAUUUGGAAUGCAUUUGAGACAAUGUAAUGUUCGAAGAACUUGGGAAGAAUGUCGAGUUAAUUCGGAAUAUGAUAAAAGGAAAAAAGAUGUGGAAAAAUAUAAUAAAGAAAAUAAAUAUAGGAAAAGAGGAAUUUAUUUGACACCCACGAAAUUUGGAAUUGGUUUUGGAUUGAAACAAUUGAAUCAAGCUGGUGCAUUAGUUAUGAUUUAUACAGAUGGAAGUGUUUUAGUAUCACAUGCUGGAAUGGAAAUGGGACAAGGAUUACAUACCAAAAUGUUGCAGGUAUGGAGAAAAAGAGGAAAAAUUCCAUAAUUUUUUAGAACCAAACUUUUGAAAUUAUUCAAAAGAAAAAUGAAAAUCUCUCAUUUUGAAAAAUUUUCCGAAUUUUUAAAACAUUUUUUCAAUCAAGUCUUACAAUUUGAGUUUUUCACCUUUCUGAUUUAUUUUAUACUUUCUUAACCUUCCAGAUUGUUGACCAGAAAAAUUCCAAAAGUUUUUGAAUUAAAAUUUUUAUACGAUUUUUCGGCAAUCUCUGAAUGGGGCCCCUGAAUGGGGCCAUUUUCUGAGAAAAUGGGGCCACCUGAAUGGGGCCACUUGUGUGGCAAAUUCUCUCAAUGGGGCCAGCAAGAAAAAAGUAAGAAUUUCUCACUUUUUCCUUAAUGGGGCCACCUAAAAAGACAAAACACACAAUUUUGGUAUAUUUCCUCAAUGGGGCCAGGUAUUUUUUGUGCAUUUCCUGAAUGGGGCCCAUCUUUUAAUUUUUAUACAUCUUGUGACGUCAUAGUGAUCGUGAAUUGAAAUUUCAUGAAAGUUUUCAAAUUUUUAAUAACGUUAUUAUGAUGUGGUUUUUAUUCUCAGUAUUGAAAAAAAAUUUCGAAUGGAACUUUUUUUUCAAAUUUUCAGGCUCUGACGAUGAAAAUAUUGAAAUUUUCCUCGAAUAAUUUUUCUGGGUAAACUUUUACAUUUCUUGCCCAAUUAUUUUCUCUAAUCAAAUUGAUGUUUUCUUCUAAAAUAAGUUGUUCGUUUCAUUAAGUUUUGGUUAUUAUCGUAUUCUUAGCUAGUUGACAACAAGUUUUUUGGAUAACUUCCCAAAAAACUCAUCUGGGUCUCCAAAAAAAACGCACUUUUUUGCGCGAUGUCCGUGUCUUGUUUAUGGGCAAGGUGCCAAAAUAUCAAGGUGUGAAAACUUAUAUGACAUGUUCUUCAAUAGAUAUCAAAUUCUAUAUAGAAUUUCUGUGAGAAUUAUCUAAAGAACUACUUCCAGAUUUUCGUUCAAUUUUCAAAACAUGCUUCCGGGAAAAUUUUUCGAAUCGUUUAGUGCGUAGUAUAAGUUUCUCAUGAGUCAUGACCCGAAAAUUUGAGAAAAACAUUUGAUAUUUUUUCUCCAAUUUGUGAAAAUUCUGAAUUUUCUCUGUGAUUUUUGAUACUUUUCGAGUGUUUGAAAAAAACAAGACUUGAAUUCCAGAAAGAAAUAUUUCAUUUAAAUUUACUGUUUCAAAAAUUGUUGAAACUUGGGAAUUUUCAUGUAAGAGAGGCUCCAUGCCUUGAGAACCCAAAAUUUGCAUACGUGGUAAACAUAUGAGUUAUAACUCACAUACGCUAUUAAAAAAUUUGAAAACUUUUAUGAAAUUUCAAUUCACUAUCAAUAUGACGUCACAAGAUGUAAACAAUUAAAAGAUGGGCCCCAUUCAGGAAAUGCACAAAAAAUACCUGGCCCCAUUGAGGAAAUAUACCAAAAUUGUGUGUUUUGUCUUUUUAGGUGGCCCCAUUAAGGAAAAAGUGAGAAAUUCUUUUUUUUUCUUGCUGGCCCCAUUGAGGGAAUUUGCCACACAAGUGGCCCCAUUCAGGUGGCCCCAUUUUCUCAGAAAAUGGCCCCAUUCAGGGGCCCCAUUCAGAGAUUACCGAUUUUUCUAGGUUGCUGCUCGUUGUCUUCAAAUUCCGAUUGAAAAAGUUCAUAUCAACAAUUCUGCGACAGACAAGGUGAAUAUUUUUUGAAAAAUUCAAUUUUUUAGUUUUUUUUCUAGGUUCCAAAUGCUUCUGCCACUGCUGCUUCAGUUGGAAGUGAUAUGAAUGGUUUGGCUGUUCAAAAUGCUUGUGAACAAUUAAAUCAAAGAUUGGAACAGUUCAAAAAAGCAAAUCCAGAAGGAAAAUGGGAAGAUUGGGUUAGACAAGCAUAUGUUGAUCGAGUAUCUUUAUCGGCUACUGGAUUUGGAAUGUAAGUUUGUUUCCAAUUUCAUCAGUUUCCCUAUCUUCAAAAAUCACAAGUUUUUGAUUAUUUUCAAAUAUAAGUGGAUGACUUCCGGUGUUAUUUUUCAUUUUCCAAACUGCGAAAAAACCGGAAAAACGUAGAGUGACGAUUAGAUUUUGACUCGAGACUUUUUUAUGAGAUUAUGUGCGAAAAAGUAUCAUUGAACUCGACCAAAAAAACACAAGUCAAUUCUAGGACUAGAAAAUAUUGGAAUUUGCGAAAGGAAAUUGAUAGUAACAAGAAAAUUCGCUCUUUGGAGUCGGAAAUGAAGAUUUGAGGCGUUUAGAAAAAUAACAACGCAGGUAUCUGAGGUUUUAGAAAACACGUGGCAGGAAUUUUUUCGAAUUUUGAUCCCUAAAAUGUUGGGUUCAAACAUCCACGUGGCAAUAAUUUUAAAUUUCAAGGUUUUCCGCCAAACAUCCACGUGGCACAAAAUAAUUAGAAAUUCCAAAUUUGAAUUCCGCGUGGCGAAACCGGAAGAAAAUUAUUUAAAAAAUACUGAAUCUUUUUCUUCUUCUUCGAAAUAACAAAUUUUAAUUUAAAAAAAUAACACUGCAUUCAAAAUACUUCAUUAAUUAUUCAAAAUUUCAAUAAUUAGAAAAGAUUAGGUUCCCAUCUUCCAGUUUUUCUAUAAUGCAUCCAAGUUCUUUCUUGUUUCAAUUCACUCGCUAUCAUUUGUGCACAUUUUUUGAUUGCUGAAACUCUGGCGACGAAAAGAAAUACGACCAAAAUGUAGAACAAUUGCAUUUUUGUAUGAUUUUUCAGUUUUACCGCGAUCCUUUUAUACAAAAAAUAUGGAAAUAAUGUGGGAAUCUGAGACAUUCCAGACAUUUUUUGGGAAAAAGUUGGAGAAUCUUUGGUCUGACUCAAUCUGUUAGAUUUUUUUCGAUCUCUAUGUGAAGUGUGGUGUCAAAAGUUAGGAAAUUAAAUCUUUGAAAAAUCGGAAAUGAUGAUAUUUCUCCCUAUUCAUGAAAUUUUUCAGAAUCCACCAUGAACCUGUUGAUUUCUUCAAUGGAAAAGGCGCCGAACUUUUUGGUUAUUGUGUUUAUGGAACAGCAUGUUGUGAAGUAGAAAUAGAUUGUCUAACUGGAGAUCAUCAUCUUCUUCGAACUGAUAUUGUAAUGGAUAUUGGAGAAUCAUUAAAUCCAGCAAUUGAUAUUGGACAAAUUGAAGGAGCUUUUAUUCAAGGAUAUGGAUUAUUUACAAUGGAAGAGAUUAAGAUUCGACCAGAUGGAAUUCGGCUAACUCGAGGACCUGGAACAUAUAAAAUACCAUCUGCUGAUGAUGCACCACGGCAUUUUAAUGUAUCACUUUUAUCUGGAAGUUCGAAUAAAAUGGCGAUAUUUUCAUCAAAAGCCGUUGGAGAACCACCGCUAUUUUUGGGAAGUUGUGUAUUUUUCGCAAUUCGAGAAGCUUGUCGAGCAUAUCGAAUUGAAGAAUUGGGAAAACAUGAAUAUUUUGUGAUGAAUUCGCCGGCGACUGCAGAAAGGAUUCGAAUGGCUUGUGAAGAUGGAUUUUUGACGGGAGAAAUGCAGAAAAGUGAUUGGACUAUUACAGUAUGA